AGUAAGAAGUGUAUGAGCGAGAGUGAGUGUAUAAGGUGGUGGUGAGGGAGAGAUGAGAGCGUGCGGGGCGGCGCGCGUCACUUGUCAGGCCCGGGCGCCCUGGCUCCUGAUUGGUCAGUUUUGACAAGCGUCGUUUACCCGCCAUUUCUCUCGCCAGUCGAUUAUAUACAGGUUACGGAGCCUCUGCCACCCAGCCAUGUCUGACGACGAGACCAAACAGCCAGUGGAGGAGACAACAGAUGGUGAAAAGAAAAAAGAUGAGGAAGUUAAGGAGAAGGAGGAGGAGGAGGGUGAAGAGGAGCGGCAGGAACCUAAAACUAAAGAUAAAGAGGACAAGUUAGAUGAAAAGGAGGAGGAAGAAACAAAAGAAGAAAAAGCAAAUGAGGAGGAAUCAAUGAAAGAAGAGGAAGAUAAUGAAGAGGAGGAUGAAGAGGAUGAAGAAGAGGACGAAGUGGAGAGAAAACCCCAAAAAGAGGAAGUAACCACAACACCCAAAAAAGAAAAAGAUAGUGAAGUCCCCUUGUACGAUCAGCCACUAGAGAUGAGUGGCAAGCGGGACAGAAAGAAGGUUGAACGUUUUGUCCAAGAAGCGAAAAAGGAAGAAGUAGAACCUACAGGAGCAGGAGUACCUCUUGGUGACAUUCCCUUUAUUGAUGCCAUGAUCACUAAAAUGCAAGCAGAUGAACUUAAAGUUUUACAUAGAGUUGCUUACAGUCGACCAGGAAGUGGGACUGAAAUAAAGAAAAACCUUCGUAAAUUCAAUGGAUUUCCCUUCACAAAAGAUGACAAAAAAUAUCAAAGCAAAUUAAGCACUGUGGAAAGAAUAAUAAUGUCCGAGCUCAAGAAGAUAUUGAUGAUUUUAGGCUUGGAGCGGUCUGGCAUCAAAGGAGAGAUUGUAGAAAGACUAAUGGCGUUCAUGCUUGACCCACAGGAUACUGGGAAGAGACCUCCGAAAUCUGUAAAGAAAGGUAAAGGACCAAGAGGAAGACCAAGGAAAGGGCAUGAUAAAAAGAGAGAAAACAACACAUCUGUGAAUGACUCUGGAAGUGGUGGAAGUGAGAGUGGAGAGUCAGACUCUGAGGAGCAGGAGGAGGAAGAUGAGGAGCCUGAGGAGGAAGAGGAGGAAGAAAAGCCUAAGAAGGCACCAAGGAAGACCCCGGCCAAGAAGGCACCAGCAAAGAGAGCAGCAUCUGCUAAAAAGGCUACGCCUGCUAGGCGAUCCAGAGCUGCAGAGUCUGAUGAUUCAGACUCUGAUGAUGAACCAUUGGCUAAGAAAGUUAAACAACCUCCCUCAGAUGCUGAACUCAAAAUAAUGGUGAAGAAAAUUUUAGAAGGUGCCAAUUUGGAAGAAGUGACGAUGAAGAGUGUAUGUCGACAGGUGUAUGAUAACUACCCAGACUUUGAUCUUACACACAAGAAAGUCUUCAUUAAGGAAACUGUGAAAUCUAUAAUAUCGUGAUUGGUCAGCGUUACCAGCGUUAAGUAUAGUACAAAUUGUUCAUAUAAUGCUUUUUUAUUGUAGAGUUACACAAAAUUAUGAAAACCUGUACCAAUAUGGCAGUUAAAAAUCUUUAACAAAGACCCCAUCAAUUAUAUGAAAAUUAUUUAAUACAUAGUGUUAAUGGCACCUGCCUGUUUGUCACUUAUCUUUCCUCCCUCACUCCAUUUUUCUCUGUAAUUGCUUUGACACAAUUUAUCACCUGAGCACAUGAGAAGUUUUCACCUAAAACUUGACCCAUUUAUGAGCAACUGUGUUGUUUUCUCUCAUUGUGUAAUAGUUUUCCCAGUUUUUUUUUUUUUUUCCAGUUCAUAAUAUGAACACAGUUACCUUAUUUGGCAAAUAAUUUGGUUCCUAAAUUAUAGCACUGCAGCUCACUUUCUUGCUUUUACAGCAUUUUAAUUAAACGUAGAAUUAGGAUUUACGAUGACAUUUCUUGGUUAAGCCUAACAGAUGCAAAACAUCAAUAAAGUUUUUCUAAUUAGUGUUGUUGUGCUUAAGAUUGACUGGUUAACCUGGCUGUGUGCUACCUUAAUUGCUCUUUUUGGCAAGAAGUAUCACAUGACAUUUUCACCCCAAGAUGGGUGCAGUGACAAAUUAUCUAAAUUAGGCAGUGUUAAGAAACUAUAUACAUUUAUCUUGUUCAUCUCUGGUCUGGUGAUACUUUUUUGAGCCGAGAUUGUAUCAGACUAUUAAUAAAUGUUAACUGUGAAGUAACCUGGGAAUGUGGUUGACUUGCUUGGGGUAGUAGUAGUAUUGCCCAGUGAGUAAUAUUCAAGUACAUUCUUCUUUCAGUACUGCUUGCAGCUUUUGUGGCCAGCUGUCUAUUUUCCCAUAACUUAUUUUCCAUAGUUAGCCCACCAUUCCAACUGGUAUUCCCUAAUAUUUGAACACUUGAGUUUUAUCUAUAAUGUUUACUGUAAGAUGGUGAAAUCUUUUUAAUUUGCAUUUACACUGCAUUUUAUUACCAGUUUUGGUGUAUGUUGACCAUGUUUCUCCUGUCAUGCUGAUACAAAUUAUUUGCCCCAGAUAUUACUUUUGUGCCAUUAAAGCAUUUUAUAUAAUUGUUGGUUUUCAUGUUACCAUGAAACGGUUUUUAUCAUGAGAAUCAAAGUUGAAAAAUGGCAGUUUAAUUUCUACUGUUUAGGAUUCUCUUAAAAAUUUUAUCAGCUUAUGUUAAUAUCAGAAUUGUAAAUGGGAGUUCUUGUACACAUUAUUAAAUGUACCUCUAGACUAUUUGUAGAAUACAUAUAUAUAUUUUUUUCUGUCCCUGCAAUGCUGUAUUUUUUUUUUUUUUUUUUAUACAUGUGUAAUAACUCGCCUAUGCUCUUAAAGAAUUUACAUAACUUAUAGAGAUGUUAGGGAUUUUGACACAAAUUAUGCGUGAUGCACUUGUCAUUUAUAUUAGAAAAAAUAUAUAUUUUUUAUUGGUCUAUUGUAACAGACACAUUGGACAACAUAACAUAUCUUAUAUUUGCAGUAAAAAUUAAUCUCCUUCAAAUACUAAAUAUAGGGUCACGUCAUUGGUUGUGUUAACUAUAAAACUCCGUCAACUAUAUGUAUACAGUACUGUAAAUUACGAUAUUAUUUGGAAUCCGAUUGUAAAUGCUGUGGCAUGUAGAUAUAUUAAUAAAAUAUUUUAGUCCAAACAAAUAAAAGGGGGAAUUGUGAUCUGACAUACACUUGGAUCAAUGUCCAGUAUAAGGCUGGCAGGCAUUUUACAUAAACAUUUUUUACCAGAUGAGAGCAUACCAAUUGUAAGAUUAUUCUAAUAAAGUAAGUUUUAGUUAUUCUAA
This is a messenger RNA of Procambarus clarkii (red swamp crayfish), 3294 nucleotides long. Its product is annotated as protein DEK. Gene Ontology annotation, biological process: chromatin organization; regulation of double-strand break repair. Gene Ontology annotation, molecular function: histone binding; DNA binding. NCBI's taxonomy places the organism in Eukaryota, Metazoa, Arthropoda, Malacostraca, Decapoda, Cambaridae. The record is from RefSeq and is a predicted model, not a curated record. Gene Ontology annotation, cellular component: nucleus.